UCUCCCCCCAGGGAAAUGGCAACGGUGGAGCAAGGUUCUAAGUCAGUGUCCAAUCCAGACUGGGAACCUGAGCGAGACCAGAAACCUAUUACCCAACUAGAGCCUGUGCCAGAAAAAAGACUCAUGGCCCAGCCAGAAUGGAAACCUCCGCAGGAACCCACUACCCAACAGGAGUUUGCAUCCCAGCAAAAACCUCUCACCCAGCAGAAGCCCUUUGCUCAGUAUGAGGUUGAAUCCCAGCAGGACACUAGAACUCAACAAAAAUCUGCAUUGAACCAGAAAAGUCUUGCCCCAGAGCAAUCACCCUCCACCAAAAGGCUGAACUUCAACCAACACGAAGCUGCCUUACUGCAGGGACCUGGGGCAGAAAACGUGUCUACAACUCAGCAGGAACCAGAAUUGAGACAGGGAGAUGUAGCCCAACGAGGACGUCAAAAAACGGAAUUAGCACCUACAGCCCAAGGACUAUCUGAAUCCGAAAAAGGACCAUCUGCUCAGAUUGAGACUACAUCCCAAAAUAGACCUGGACAGUCGGCUCCUACGGUCCAGAAAAUACAUCCAGUGCAGGGGGCCAAAGCCAAGGAGGAAUCUUUGACAAAGUGGGAAUUUCUAAGAAAACUGGACAAACUAUCCAUACAGCAAUCAGCCCAAGAGUCAAAGUUGUUUUUUGACUGGAUCAGAGAUUCAGGCCCAGAAACAGAUGUUAGGACAUCUUCAGGAAAAGAUCCUCCAAUCACGAGAGGUGAAACAGAGGCCCCAGGAAUGAAUCUAGCUUCCAAAAGGAAACCUGGUUAUGAAAAACUGCAAGGACAUAGUGGAAGGUCACUACCUGGGAAGACCACUGCCCAGGAUCACAGACACCAAACAGACACGGCCUCCCGGUUCAUGCAUACCAUGGACCUGCACACGAUGACACAGUCGUUGGUGACCCUGGCGGAAGACAACAUGGCCUUCUUCUCCAGCCAGGGACCCGGGGAGACGGCACGGCGGCUGACAAGCGUUUUUGCAGGUGUGCGAGAGCAGGCACUGGGGCUGGAGCCAGCCCUGGUCCGCCUGCUGGGCGUGGCACACCUCUUUGACCUAGACUCAGAGACACCGGCCAAUGGGUACCGCAGCCUGGUACACACAGCCCGCUGCUGCCUGGCACACCUGCUCCACAAAUCCCGCUACGUGGCCUCCAACCGCCGCAGCAUCUUCUUCCGAGCCAGCCACAACCUGGCAGAACUGGAGGCCUACCUGGUCGCCCUCACCCAGCUCCGUGCUCUGGCCUACUAUGCCCAGCACUUGCUGGCCACCAACCAGCCGGGGGGCCUCUUCUUUGAGGGAGAUGAGAGGCUCACUGCUGAGUUCCUGCAGGAGUAUGUCACACUGCAUAAAGGCUGCUUCUAUGGCCGCUGCCUGGGCUUCCAGUUCACGCCUGCCAUCAGACCGUUCCUGCAGACCAUCUCCAUCGGGCUGGUGUCCUUUGGGGAGCACUACAAACGCAAUGAGACAGGCCUCAGUGUGACCGCCAGCUCACUCUUCACCAGUGGCCGCUUUGCCAUCGACCCAGAACUUCGUGGGGCUGAAUUUGAGCGGAUCAUACAGAACCUGGAUGUGCACUUCUGGAAAGCCUUCUGGAAUAUCACAGAGAUCGAGGUGUUGUCGUCUCUGGCCAACAUGGCAUCAGUCACUGUGAGAAUUAGCCGCCUACUCAGCCUGCCGCCUGAGGCCUUUGAGAUGCCUCUGACCUCUGACCCCAAGCUCACAGUCACCAUCUCACCUCCCUUGGCCCACACAGGCCCAGGGCCUGUCCUCAUCAGGCUCAUCUCCUACGAACUCCGUGAAGGACAGGACAGUGAGGCGAUCAGCAAUCUGGUGAAAUCCGAGGGCCCAUGGAGCCUGGAGCUGCGGCCCCGGCACCAGCAGGCACCCCGAUCUCAAUCCCUGGUAGUACAUAUCCACGGUGGCGGCUUUGUGGCCCAGACCUCCAAAUCCCAUGAGCCCUACCUCAAGAGCUGGGCCCAGGAGCUGGGUGUCCCUAUCAUCUCCAUCGACUACUCCCUGGCCCCCGAGGCACCCUUCCCCCGAGCGCUGGAGGAAUGCUUCUUCGCCUACUGCUGGGCUGUCAAGCACUGCGCCCUCCUCGGUUCGACAGGGGAACGGAUAUGCCUUGCCGGGGACAGUGCAGGUGGGAAUCUCUGCUUCACGGUGUCCCUUCGAGCAGCAGCCUAUGGGGUGCGGGUCCCUGAUGGCAUCAUGGCAGCCUACCCAGCCACGAUGCUGCAGUCUGCCGCCUCGCCCUCCCGCCUUCUGAGCCUCAUGGACCCACUGCUGCCCCUUAGCGUGCUCUCCAAGUGUGUCAGCGCCUAUGCAGGUGCAGAAACAGAGGACCACUCCGGCUCAGACGAGAAGGCACUGGGCAUGAUGGGGAUAGUGCGGCGGGACACAUCCCUGCUGCUCAGAGAUAUCCGCCUGGGUGCCUCCUCCUGGCUCAAUUCCUUCCUGGAGCUGAGCGGGCACAAGUCCCAGAAGAAACCAGUGCCUGUUGCAGAGCCAAUACGCCGAAGUGUAUCAGAGGCUGCCCUGGCCCAGCAGGAGAGCCCACUUGACACAGACUCCCUCAAGGGACUGAAAAACUUGAGCCUGAAGGGCUACUCCGAGUCGUCAGACACUUCCAAGCUGUCCGAGAUGUCACAGUCCCUGGAGGCACUUGCCCCCUCCAAACCCUCUGAAGUCAACUUGUUUCUGCGGCCUGAGGAUGCCCUGGAAGAGGCAGAGGCCAACGAAGCGCUGAGCACCAAGGACAGAGGCCCUGGCAGCCCAGCCACCUUCCCUGAAGGUUUUCACCCGCGGCGCUCCAGCCAAGGUCCUAUCCACAUGCCCCUCUACUCAGCGCCCAUCGUCAAGAACCCCUUCAUGUCACCUUUGCUGGCACCCGAUCACAUGCUCAAGACCCUGCCGCCUGUGCACAUCGUGGCGUGUGCACUGGACCCCAUGCUGGACGAUUCAGUCAUGUUCGCCCGGCGACUGCGGGCACUGGGCCAGCCGGUGACGCUGCGCGUCGUGGAGGACCUGCCGCACGGCUUCCUGAGCCUGGCUUCGCUGUGCCGGGAGACACGACAGGCCGCCCAGCUGUGCGUAGAGCGCAUCCGCCUCAUCCUUACUCCGCCAGCCGCGCCAGCGCAUCCCUGAGGGGGCCAGGCCUGGGCCAAGCAGCCUGGGGAGACGGGGGCCCUGGAGAGUGACACUAAAGACCUCUUGUUCCCAUCUGCACCGGCCUCGGUGGUAAAUGUGAUCUGGGACAGUCCUACCCGGCGGCGGAGGCGGGAGGGCUGGCCGUGCCUUAAGUCUGGGGACCUCGAGGGGGUAGGGCAGGGGCCCAGUGCUGAGAUUUGGCCCGGGGAGGAGGGCGUGCACACGCUGGGCACCGGACCUGCACUGCACUACUGUCUUGCUGCUGCUGCUGCUGCUGCUGCUGCUGCUGCUGCUACCGACUCUUGCAAGUCCGUUUGUUUUUUUGUAAAUAAAAGUAUUUAAUUA
Cavia porcellus (domestic guinea pig) is the source of this 3522-nucleotide messenger RNA. It is a transcript of the gene Lipe, whose product is annotated as lipase E, hormone sensitive type. NCBI's taxonomy places the organism in Eukaryota, Metazoa, Chordata, Mammalia, Rodentia, Caviidae. Gene Ontology annotation, molecular function: sterol ester esterase activity; triacylglycerol lipase activity. The transcript is spliced from 10 exons. Bases 16 to 3174 code for a protein of 1052 amino acids. Gene Ontology annotation, biological process: triglyceride catabolic process; cholesterol metabolic process. Gene Ontology annotation, cellular component: cytosol. The record is from RefSeq and is a predicted model, not a curated record.